AUGGGUCAAUCUCAAUCUACAGGCUCCAAGGCCUCUGAGCCACAGGGCAGCCAAAAAAUAGAUUAUUAUGAGCUGUUGGGGGUAACUCAAAUGGCAACGGAUGAUGAGAUUAAGAAAGCAUACCGCAGGAAGGCUCUUGAACUUCAUCCCGAUCGGAAUUAUGGAAAUGUCGAGGAGGCCACCAGGCUGUUCGCCGAAAUUCAAUCCGCAUAUGAGGUUCUUGCCGAUUCACAGGAGCGUGCUUGGUAUGACUCUCACAGCGAGGCUUUCCUAGGAACCGAGGGAGGCUCUGAUGGGGGUCCACAGUCGUAUACAACAGCAGAUGAGGUUCUUAAGGUUUUUUCGAAAUUCAGCCCACGGAUGGAUUUCUCCGACCUCUCGACCGGUUUCUUUGGUGGUCUUCGAGAACAGUUCACCCAGUUGGCAUUGGAAGAGCGACUAGUAUGUCAACUGGAGGGUCAAAAUAUGGUGGAGUAUCCGUCAUUUGGGGGUCGUGAUGACAACUUUGAGACUGUCGUCCGUCCGUUCUAUGCCGCGUGGACUGGAUUUUCCACCCGUAAAUCGUUUGCUUGGAAGGAUACCCAUCGUUACUCCGAGGCACCAGAUCGCAGGAUACGACGGUUGAUGGAAAAGGAGAAUCGACACCUUCGAGAAGAAGGAAUUCGCCAGUUCAAUGACGCGGUUCGGUCAUUAGUAGCCUUUGUCAAGAAACGGGACCCGCGAUGCAAGGCGAAUGCUCAAAGUGAGGCACAACGCCAAGAAACUCUUCGUCAGUCGGCAGCUGCCCAAGCGGCCCGCUCGCGAGCAAUUAAUCAGGCUAAGAUGCGUGAUCACGUUGUUCCGGAGUGGGCUCGGUCUGAAGAGCCCGGAGUCGAGGAAGAGGAGAGCUCUGGGAGUGAAAUUGAAAAUUUCGAGUGUGUCGCAUGCAAUAAAAACUUCAAAAGUCAGAAGCAGUUCGAAGCUCAUGAACGGAGCAAAAAACAUGUGAAGGCUGUCAAGCAGUUAUGUUGGGAAAUGCGUGCGCAAAACGAAGACCUGGAUCUGGGGUCCAAUAUCCACCACUCCAGCGCAGCUCAUGCUACAAUCUCAAAUGAAGACAAUGACUCUGUCGCUUCGAUCUCUCACGACGAGCAAUCGGAAGUUCCAGUUGGUUUGAAGACCAAAAGAGACCAAGAUAUGGAACCCGUGAUGACGCCCUCAUCUGAUUCGGAAAGUGACGUCCAACACCACCCAUACUCCCAUACAGACCCUCAGAACGUCUCUAUAGGUACUGCUGAUGAUGAAGACUACGCUCCAAGGGAAUCUAUCCAAACGAGACUCUGCUCGGAUGUUGAUUUAUCGCAGGACGGCUCCAUGGCCCUACUGACUGAGCAGCUUUCCUCGUCUGGGAUUGAUAAUCGACCUACUGCUGUCACCCCUCGGAUAGGGAAGGCCAAGCAAAAACGGGCUAAGAAAGCUGCUCAGGGUGAUGACCAAGCUUCGGGGAUUCUGUGUGCAAACUGCUCUGCCACCUUCACUUCGAGAACCAAGUUAUUUACUCAUAUCAAAGAAAACCCUACUCAUGCCCAGCCGCUGAGUACUACCAAGAGUAGAAAGCGAUGA
Penicillium verhagenii is the source of this 1602-nucleotide messenger RNA. RefSeq names its product putative C2H2 finger domain protein. Gene Ontology annotation, cellular component: cytoplasm. The transcript has 2 exons. Gene Ontology annotation, molecular function: nucleic acid binding; zinc ion binding. The coding region runs from base 1 to 1602 and encodes 533 amino acids. The record is from RefSeq and is a predicted model, not a curated record. NCBI's taxonomy places the organism in Eukaryota, Fungi, Ascomycota, Eurotiomycetes, Eurotiales, Aspergillaceae.